GGCGUCGUAUCAAAGAGAACCCGGCGGCAAUUCCAUCCCAGUUGCGCUCGCUCUUUCUUUCUUUCAUGGUAGAAGAAGAAUGAGAUCUCACCAUCAAGGAGGUGGCCGCAGCAAGCUAACGAUUCUUCAACUCCUAUGCGCCGUCGCAGUUUUCUCCGUUCUCCUCUUCACCAUCCAAUCUUCCUUCUUCGCAGAUAGCAAAGUAAAUAUUCUUCGCCCGGAGGAUAUUCAGAUCUUAUCAGAGUUUCAGUCCAGCGUUCAACAGUGCGUGGGGGACAGAGGGCUUGGACUCUCUGCUCAUAUCAUUGAUCACUGCAAUUUGAUCCUUAAGUUCCCUCAAGGCACUAACAGCACUUGGUACAAUGCACAGUUUAAAAUUUUUGAACCGCUGGAGUUUAAGUAUAAUGUUUGCGAGGCUGUUCUCCUAUGGGAGCAGUACCGCAAUAUGACAACAGUGUUGACAAGAGAAUACCUUGAUGUACGCCCUGAUGGAUGGUUGGACUAUGCUGCUAUGAGAAUUGCACAGCUGGGAGCUGAUAAGUGUUAUAAUCGUACAUUGUGUGAGGAGCAUCUUAAUGUGAUCCUUCCAGCGAAGCCUCCUUUCCACCCACGACAGUUUCAUAAGUGCGCCGUCGUUGGGAAUUCAGGCGAUCUGUUAAAAACAGAGUUUGGAGAAGAGAUUGACAGUCAUGAUGCUGUAUUCCGAGAUAAUGAAGCUCCUGUCAAUGAGAAGUAUGCCAAGUACGUAGGUGUGAAAAGGGAUUUCCGGCUAGUUGUUCGUGGUGCGGCUCGUAACAUGGUUAAGAUUCUCAGUGGGUCUGACUCUGAGGUGCUUAUAAUCAAAAGUGUGACCCACAGAGACUUCAACGAAAUGAUAAAGACUAUACCAAACCCUGUUUAUCUUUUCCAAGGAAUUGUCCUACGUAGAGGUGCCAAAGGAACAGGGAUGAAAUCCAUUGAACUUGCACUGUCCAUGUGCGAUAUUGUCGACAUAUAUGGUUUCACCGUCGAUCCUGGAUACACAGAGUGGACGCGUUACUUCUCCACGCCAAGGAAAGGGCAUAACCCAUUACAAGGAAGAGCAUACUACCAACUUCUAGAAUGCCUUGGUGUAAUCCGGAUCCAUUCUCCCAUGAGGUCCGAGAGAAAGGAAGACUGGUCGAGCGUGCCAAGUCGUGAAACGAUAACCCGAGCUCACGCCUCCGCCUUACGCCUACAAAGGAGCCAACAGACAACUAAUUUGAAGAGUGAUGGGUUAGGACAGUUCGGUAAUUGCAAGGUGUGGGGCGAUGCAGACCCUAGAAAAGGACCCGUUUCGGGAUCUCCAGACAUGAGUGAGGUUAGGAAGAAGUCAGAUUACAAGAAGUGGGAAGUGAUGCCGUUUAAGAGCUUGAGAAAAGAAGCAAGGGAUCACUAUGUACAAAUGCAAGGCGUGUCACAGUACAAGAUGGAUGGGAAUAAACUUGACGAUCUUGUUUGCGUGAGGCAUCGUCCGCUAGAAUCAGAGACUUAAAUGUUGUUUUUUCAAUACCAUCGUUGGCUGAUAAAAGUAGAGUGUAAUGUUUUUUGUUGAAGCAGUCUCUUCGUUAAUAUCAUUUUAUUCCUUCACGGAACUUUUCA
This is a messenger RNA of Raphanus sativus (radish), 1620 nucleotides long. Its product is annotated as sialyltransferase-like protein 1. The transcript is spliced from 11 exons. The coding region runs from base 80 to 1513 and encodes 477 amino acids. Gene Ontology annotation, biological process: pollen germination; pollen tube growth. The record is from RefSeq and is a predicted model, not a curated record. NCBI's taxonomy places the organism in Eukaryota, Viridiplantae, Streptophyta, Magnoliopsida, Brassicales, Brassicaceae. Gene Ontology annotation, molecular function: sialyltransferase activity.